Molecule: messenger RNA, 1997 nt
Organism: Prunus mume (Japanese apricot)
Lineage: Eukaryota; Viridiplantae; Streptophyta; Magnoliopsida; Rosales; Rosaceae
Source: RefSeq, a predicted model, not a curated record
CGCAUAAAAACACACUACCAUAUCAAUCUACCCACAAAGACAAGACACUCUUACACUCUUCUUCAUCUCUCAUUGUCACAUUUUAUAAAAUCUAACUAGUAAUAAUUCUUUCACCUCCUCUGUUUCUGUUUCUGUGUCUUCUUUUUUGUGUUUUGCUGACCAACCAUGGCCGAGAAGGAUAAGGAGAAAGAAACGGAUCCGUUUCUGUAUGAGAGUGAAGAUGAAGACGAUGAUAUUGAGGAGAACAAGACUGAGAGUGGGAGCAGUUCUAGUAGCAGCCAUGGUGGUGACCAUGCUGAGGUUUCCUCUCCUGUUAGUUUUACUUCUCAGAAAUGGCCUCAGAGUUACAAGGAGACAAUCGAUUCUUACUCAAUCGCAGCAUCACCAAAUAUUGCAAAUCUUGGAUUUGUUCCAACUAGUAGCUAUGCAAGCAUUCACAAUUAUUCAAAAGGCAUUUUAGACCUGAUUACAAAGUCUUCAUUCCUGUCUACCAAUGAAUCUGCUCCUCAAAAGGCUGAUUUGGAUAGGAUAUCAAUAACCCAAUCAUUAUUGUCAGAAAAAUCUACUCUGCAUAAGCAGCAGACGGGAGAACUACCUAUUGGUCAUGGCUGUAGCUUCACUCAAACCAUCUUCAAUGGAAUUAAUGUAAUAGCUGGAGUUGGGCUUCUUUCAACACCUUCUACAGUGAAAGAAGCUGGCUGGGCAGGUCUGGUGGUGCUACUUCUUUUUGCAGUUGUGUGUUGUUACACGGGGGUACUCAUGAGAUACUGUUUUGAGGACAAAGAAGGCAUCACAACUUAUCCAGAUUUAGGAGAAGCUGCCUUUGGAAGAUAUGGGCGUCUUUUCAUAUCCAUUGUUUUGUACGCAGAACUAUAUUCUUAUUGUGUAGAAUUCAUUAUUUUGGAAGGAGAUAAUCUCAGCAGGCUAUUCCCAGGAACAUCCUUAAAUUGGGCUGGUUUUCAGCUGGACUCCUUGCACUUAUUUGGAAUAGUAACUGCCCUCAUUGUUCUACCAAGUGUUUGGUUGAGGGAUCUUCGUUUGAUUUCCUUCCUUUCAGCUGGUGGGGUGAUUGUCACACUUUUGAUUGUUCUGUGUGUAAUUUUACUCGGUACCGCUGGUGGGAUUGGAUUUCAUCACAAUGCUCAAGCAGUGAACUGGAAUGGAAUUCCAUUUGUAAUUGGUGUGUAUGGAUUUUGCUUUGCCGGGCAUACUGUGUUUCCAAACAUUUAUCAAUCCAUGGCAGACAGACGACAAUUUAGCAAGGCGAUCAUAAUAUGUUUUAUAUUAUGUGUGCUCUUAUAUGGGAGUGUUGCAGUCAUGGGAUAUCUCAUGUUUGGUCAACAAACAUUGUCCCAGAUAACUUUAAACAUGCCACCACAUGCUUUUCUGUCCAAAGUUGCACUCUGGACAACAGUUAUCAACCCAUUGAGUAAAUAUGCCCUGUUGAUGAACCCAUUAGCAAGGGGUAUUGAGGAGCUGCUGCCAGUUGGACUUUCUAAUAGUACCUGGUGUUUCAUUGUUUUAAGAACAGCACUUGUCAUUUCUUCUGUUGGUGCUGCCUUUCUUAUACCUUUCUUUGGUCUUGUGAUGUCUUUGAUAGGCUCUCUACUCAGUAUUCUUGUGUCAGUAAUAGUGCCGUCGCUAUGCUUUCUGAAAAUAGCAGGAAGGAAAGCUACAACGGUACAGGUUGUUUCUAGUACCACAGUUGCUGCUUUGGGCAUAAUUGCCGCAACCCUUGGUACAUAUUCUUCAGUCUCAAAAAUUGUGAAGAGCUAUUGAAAUAUUCAAGUGGUUCGACAGUUAAUAAUACCGGUGCAUUGCUUUGCUGCUCCUGCGCCACAUAUAUGCAUUCUUCCUAUAAUUUUAGACAGCCUUAUAGGUAUUGUACCUUUUUUUGUUUUUUUGUUUUUUUUGUUUUAUUUUUUUUUUCCUUUUUGGUCUUGAAUGGAUUAAUUGUGGUUGGAGAUUGGGCAUAAGGUGAAGACUUUUAUUAUACA